Symphalangus syndactylus (siamang) is the source of this 2278-nucleotide messenger RNA. RefSeq names its product general transcription factor II-I repeat domain-containing protein 1-like. Gene Ontology annotation, cellular component: nucleus. The record is from RefSeq and is a predicted model, not a curated record. Lineage: Eukaryota; Metazoa; Chordata; Mammalia; Primates; Hylobatidae. Gene Ontology annotation, molecular function: DNA-binding transcription factor activity.
AUGCGCAGACGCGUGGCUAUAGCCGGCCGGUCAGUGUCCGCAGGCUCCGACCCGGCCGCCAACACCAGUAAGCUACAAGGAGGAGCUUUACCACUGCCUGUGUUGCUACUACCGGCGCGACUUCCCAGCCUGCAGCAUAGGGUGCAGCAAGGUCCUGACGCUGAGCGAGCAGGCGCUGCACACCAAGUGGUUGUCGCCUGGCGGGCACAAACAGAAGUCGGGGAAAAGCUCCUCAAUGGCCACUGCAAGCCCGCUAGCUCCGGCUGCAGCGGUUGCCGCACACUCGCCUCACCUGAGCCUGCGUCAGACAAGGGCAGCAUGUGUGAAGACUGCAGGCCAUACCCCUCACCAACCUCUGAGGAAAUGACAGACUCAAUGGCUGGGCAUCUGCCAUCGGAGGAUUCUGACUGUGGGAUGGAGAUGCUGACAGACAAAGGCCUGAGUAAGGACCCAUGGCCUGAGGAGAGGCCAGCCGAGGACAGUCAAGGUGACGUGAUCCGACCCCUGUGGAAGCAGGUGGAGCUGCUCUUCAACACACGAUAUGCCAAGGCCAUUGGCAUCUCGGAGCCCAUCAAGGUGCCAUACUCCAAGUUUCUGAUGCACCCGGAGGAACUGUUUGUGGUGGGGUUGCCUGAAGGCAUCUCCCUCCGCAGGCCCAACUGCUUCGGGAUCGCCAAGCUCCGGAAGAUUCUGGAGGCCAGCAACAGCAUCCAGUUUGUCAUCGAGAGGCCCAGGCUGCUCACCGAGGGAGUCAAAGAGCCCAUCGUCAACAGUCAAGGAACUGCCUCCUCACUUGGCUUCUCUCCCCCUGCCCUGCCCCCAGAGAGGGAUUUUGGGGACCCUCUGGUGGGCGAGAGCCUGAAGAGACAGGGCUUUCAAGAUGGAGUGUCGCUUUGUUGCCUAGGCUGGAGUGCAGUGGCAUGAUCUUGGCUCACUGCAACCUCCACUUCCCAGUUCAAGUAGUAAUUCUUGUGCCUCAGCCUUCUAAGUAGCUGGGAUUACAGGCAUGCACCACCAUGCCUGGCUAAUUUUUGUGUUUUUAGUAGAGACAGGGUUUCACCAUGUUGGCCAGGCUGGUCUCAAACUCCCAACCUCAGGUGAUCCACUCACCUCAGCCUCCCAAAGUGCUGAGAUUACAGGUAUGAGCCACCACGCCCAGCCCUCUAAUAUGAAAUUUUAAAACUUUCAGUUAUUGUCAUUUUAAAUUCAAAAAUUUCCAUUUGCUUCAUGUCUUCAUUGGUUUUGCUGGGGUUUUUCAUUUGUUUCAAGCAUGUUUGUCUUUAGUUAUUGGUGAAUUUUUAUGAUGCCUUUUUAAAAAAUCUUUGUCAGAUAAUUCCAACACGUGUCAUUUGGUUCAGAUAUGAUAAGUGAUUUUUUUUUUCUUUUUUGGAGACACAAUCUCGCUCUUGUCGCCCAGGCUGGAGUGCAGUGGUGUGAUCUCGGUUCACUGCAACCUUUGCCUCCCGGGUUCAAGCUAUUCUCCUGCCUCAGCCUCCUGAGUAGCUAGGACUACAGGCUCCCACCACCACACCUGGCUAAUUUUUGUACUUUUAGUAAAGACGGGGUUUCGUCAUGUUGGCCAGGCUAGUCUGGAACUCCUGACCUCAGGUGAUCCACCCGCCUCAGCCUCCCAAAGUGGAUUACAGGUGUGAGGUAUUGUGCCCGGCCUUUUUUUCUUUUUCUUUGGCAGAGUCUCACUCUGUCUCCCAGACUGGAGUGCAGUGGCAUGAUCUCGACUCACUGCAACCUCGACCUCUUGGGUUCAAGUGAUUCUCCUGCCUUAGCCUCCUGAGUAGCUAGGAUUACAGGCAUCCAACACCACGCCCAGCUAAUUUUUGUAUUUUUAGUAGAGAUGAGGUUCAGCUAUGUUGGUCACGAACUCCUGACCUCAGGUGAUCGGCCUACCUUGGCCUCCCAAGGUGCUGGGAUUACAGGCAGGAGCCACUGCCCCCAGAUAGUGAGUGAUUUUUUUUAUUGUGUCUUGAAGGUUUGGGGUGUUAUGUUAGGAGGCUCUCAAUCUAAUUUAAAUAUUCUUUAGCCAACGACACACUGGUGGAGAAAGUGAGUUGUGACCUCAUUACCAUGGGUGGAGGCAGAAAUCCAAGCUCCCCUCUCAGCCCCCACCAAUACCACAGAGAGGGUGGAGAGGACAGGAACAAACAAUUCAUGCUUACCUGGCAGGGCUGGAAGUUCAGUCUCCACCCAACCUCUACUGACACUGUGGAGAAAGGGAAGUGCCCUACACUUCCAAGAGCAGGGGGAGGCGUUUCAGGUUCCC